AUGCAUCCCCAUUUGCAUACAAAAGACAACAUCGGCGACCUGGAAACUAAUAUAUCGGCUUCACAUGUAGCUUGCGAGGAGGUCAUGACCGCACUCGAAGAAUGCCACGCACGCGGCUUUCUCUGGAAGUCCCUCGGCAUGUGCAGCGAUGCGAAGCAGCAGGUCAACAUGUGCCUACGCGCCGAGAGACUGAAGCGCACAGCAGCGAACCGCGAAGCCGCCAAGGUCAAGAGGGACAAGAUCAAGAAAGUAUGGGCUGAAAUCGACGAGAACACCUAG
Molecule: messenger RNA, 279 nt
Organism: Pestalotiopsis fici W106-1
Lineage: Eukaryota; Fungi; Ascomycota; Sordariomycetes; Amphisphaeriales; Sporocadaceae
Exons: 2
Coding region: 1-279 (92 amino acids)
Source: RefSeq, a predicted model, not a curated record